This is a messenger RNA of Spodoptera exigua (beet armyworm), 1792 nucleotides long. Lineage: Eukaryota; Metazoa; Arthropoda; Insecta; Lepidoptera; Noctuidae. The record is from the annotation of a GenBank genome assembly.
CUGCGUUUGCGCCGAUUCUCUCACUAGUCGUGUUACUGGCGCACAGCCAUUCGCCCGUCUGUUACCUUACUUGACUUUAUUACGCGCGUAAAGUAAGCACGAAAAAUAACAAUUGAAUGGGAAACAAAAUAAUUAAGAAAAAAUUGGACUACCGGAUCAUUGACCUCAUUUCUGUGAUAAAAUAGUAACGGGAAAUAAGAAAAUUCGACGCAAUGUUACCAAGAUGGAGAAAAAACAUAGCGAGGCUGUUCCUAAUUCCUCAGCGGUACGUCCUGGGCAUAAUGGGUCUACUGGCCGUUUGCAACGCGUAUACAAUGCGCGUUUGUCUCAACCUGGCGGUCACUCAGAUGGUCAACAACACGAAGGGAGAUGAAGAGCAACAUUUUGACCCCAACGCUUGUCCUGAUGACAGUGAAUACUUCACGAAUGGAACUGUUAGUUCUAGACCGUACGCGAUAUUCGACUGGUCAGAAUCAACCCAAGGAUUGAUCCUCAGUGGAUUCUACUAUGGGUAUGCUAUCACCCAUGUACCUGGAGGCUACUUGGCUGAACGGUAUGGAGGAAAAUGGACCUUGGGAAUCGGUCUUUUAAGUACCGCCAUCUUUACUCUGCUGACUCCUGUGGUUGUCAAAGCCGGGGGAGCGACGUGGCUCUUCAUUCUUCGAGUAUUGCAAGGAAUGGGUGAGGGUCCCACAAUGCCUGCAUUGAUGAUCGUCCUAGCCAGAUGGGUUCCACCUCAUGAGCGUUCAAGACAAGGUGCUUUGGUCUUCGGAGGAGCCCAAAUCGGUAACAUCUUCGGGUCCUUCAUGUCUGGCUUCCUUAUGGCCGGAGAUGGGGACUGGUCUAAUGUGUUCUACUUCUUCGGAUGCUUUGGAAUACUGUGGUUUUUGGCUUGGAGCAUCCUAUGCUACAGUACUCCUAACACGCAUCCCUACAUUUCGGAGGAAGAGCUGAAGUACCUGAAUGAGACUGUGACCAGCGCUGAUACGCAGAGUGUACGGGAUCCUGUGCCUUGGAAGGCUAUCGUGCGCAGUGUGCCUGUAUGGGCACUGCUGUUUGCUGCUGUGGGUCACGAUUGGGGAUACUACACAAUGGUAACAGACCUUCCAAAGUACAUGACCGAUGUCCUGAAAUUCAACAUUGCAGCCACAGGAACAUUAACAGCUAUUCCUUACCUUGCCAUGUGGAUAAGCUCCUUUAUAUUCGGAUGGGUGUGUGACGUCUGUGUUAAGAGGAAUUGGCACACAAUUAAGACUGGAAGAAUAAUUCACACGACUAUAGCUGCUACCGGACCGGCGAUAUGUAUUAUAUUGGCGUCAUAUGCGGGCUGUGAUCGGUUCGCCGCCGUCGCUUAUUUCAUAGCCUCCAUGGCUCUCAUGGGAGGAUUCUACAGCGGAAUGAAGGUCAACGCGUUGGAUCUGGCACCGAACUACGCUGGCUCCCUUACUGCAAUGAUCAACGGAACUUCCACCAUAUCUGGGAUUAUUACACCAUAUUUAAUCGGGCUGCUAACACCUGAUUCAACAUUGGCCCAAUGGCGGAUAGCCUUCUGGGUUUGCUUCGCCGUCCUGGUUGGCACAAACGUGGUCUACAUCAUCUGGGCGGAUGGCAAACAGCAAUGGUGGGAUGACGUAAGACAAUACGGUUAUCCCGAAGACUGGAAGCAUGGACAGCUAAAGAUGGCCAAUCAAGACAAGGAGAAAAACAAACAGAUUGAGGCUAAGAACUCGUCGAAGUAAAUUCGUAUGUGUUGUGAUAAACUUAUUGAUUUAUUUUAGAAGUUCUAAUCAAA